GGGAGCGCGUCUCAGGCGAGCGCGGGUCCCGGGUCUUCUCUGGCGGUGCGUUCUCUCUAGCGAGCGGUAGGAGGCGAGUCUCCCGCUCCCCAUCUCACCGAGGUUUCGCGGGGAGCCUGGCCUCUGCUCUGCUGCACAAGCAGCAGGACCUUGCCGUAACGCUGUCUGCUCGCCUGCUUUUUCCUUGCCCCUCUUGGGCUGGCCCCGGGAACUAGGGAUCGGCAGAAGGUAUCUGAGCCCCGGCGCUAGGAUGGGAAACAGUGCGCUCCGCGCUCAUGUGGAAACCGCGCAGAAAACUGGUGUCUUUCAGCUUAAAGACCGUGGGCUGACCGAGUUCCCCUCAGAGUUGCAGAAGCUGACAAGCAAUCUUAGGACCAUCGAUUUGUCCAACAACAAGAUCGACAGUCUACCGCCUCUGCUAAUAGGAAAGUUCACUCUGCUGAAGAGCCUCUCCCUGAACAACAACAAACUGACUGUUCUACCUGAUGAAUUAUGCAAUCUGAAAAAACUAGAGACGCUAAACCUAAACAACAAUCUCCUGAGAGAGCUGCCAUCUACCUUUGGGCAACUUUCUGCCCUCAAGACCCUGAGCCUCUCUGGGAACCAACUGGGAGCACUACCACCCCAGCUUUGUAGCCUGAGGCACCUGGAUGUGGUGGAUCUGUCUAAAAACCAGAUUCGGAGUAUACCUGACACAGUGGGGGAGCUGCAGGCCAUUGAACUCAACCUCAACCAGAACCAGAUAUCUCAGAUCUCAGUGAAGAUAUCUAGCUGUCCUCGCCUUAAAGUUCUCCGGCUAGAAGAGAACUGUCUUGAGCUCAGCAUGCUUCCACAGAGCAUCCUCAGUGAUGCCCAAAUCUGUCUGCUUGCUGUGGAAGGCAAUCUUUUUGAAAUAAAGAAACUUCGAGAACUGGAAGGUUAUGAUAAGUACAUGGAGAGGUUCACAGCCACCAAGAAGAAGUUUGCAUGAUAUUCUCCACAACCAUGAGAACCUUACAAGAAGGAUACUGACUUGGAAUCUCUAUUGAAAUCUGGCUGAGUCAAAAUCUCCUGUUGUUGGAGAUGACACUCCAGGAGAUUACAUUUCAUUCAACAACCUUUUUUUCCUUUUUAGGGCUAUCUCAGAUAAGCUAAAGGAAAAGGAAUUAGGAGACAGGAAGCGCCUUCCUUUUUGUGUCAUGGAUAGGGUGAUGGACAAUGUUGAUCUUCAAAACCAUCAUUAGUUGGGCUCUAAGAAACCAGUAGGUAGUUGCUAUUUAUACAAUGAGGGAGUGCUGCCUGGUAACAGAAUAGCUCCACACCAGCUUGAGAUUAUGUUUAGUUUCAAUGUGUGAGCUUUCAUAAAGUCAGUUGCCACAUCAUUUCUGUGUUAACACUUCAUAUUUUUAUGAAAUUCUAAUUUGUGAGAAACUUGUAUGGUUAAGACCAUAUUCUUUUACUCCAGUCCAUCAGCUGAAUAGUGUCUAUA
This is a messenger RNA of Nannospalax galili (Upper Galilee mountains blind mole rat), 1468 nucleotides long. It is a transcript of the gene Lrrc57, whose product is annotated as leucine rich repeat containing 57. The record is from RefSeq and is a predicted model, not a curated record. Bases 251 to 970 code for a protein of 239 amino acids. Lineage: Eukaryota; Metazoa; Chordata; Mammalia; Rodentia; Spalacidae. The transcript has 6 exons. Gene Ontology annotation, molecular function: protein binding.